Messenger RNA from Cyphellophora europaea CBS 101466, 2550 nucleotides. RefSeq lists its product as uncharacterized. The record is from RefSeq and is a predicted model, not a curated record. NCBI's taxonomy places the organism in Eukaryota, Fungi, Ascomycota, Eurotiomycetes, Chaetothyriales, Cyphellophoraceae. Gene Ontology annotation, molecular function: protein binding. The transcript has a single exon. Bases 1 to 2550 code for a protein of 849 amino acids.
AUGGACAGUCACGCUGCUGCUGCGAGCUCAAACUCCAAGUAUGGCGAAACUCCUGCUUUCAGAGUCUCAGCGCAGACGCCGUCGCGGCCGGAUCCCCGGAAAUCCGCCACCAUGUUCAACCCCGUGAUGCGAAUGCCACCGGUUUUUCAGCCCUACCAUUCCACACCCACUGGCUCACCAGAACCUCGGCAACAAACUUCGGCACAAUCUGUUCCUGCGAAAAGAUCAUCACCCGCACCAAUAACCUUCAUACAGCAGAAGCCGGCUCUGAGACCUCUGGAUCAGCCGACGAAACGUCGACGAGUAGAGGAGAAAGUUCCCAAGUACAAAUUCACCAACAAGAAGACACCUUUUAGCAUUCAUCGCCCGCUCAGGAACUCAGACGAUGUCCACAAAGAUAUCUGGACCCACAUACUCUCCUUUUGCCCGCCUCGAUUCAUGCUGCAGGCCAAGACGAUCAAUUCGCUCUUUUACGAGAUCUUGUCUCAACAAGCAAUCUGGAGGGAGAGUCGCUAUCGACAUCUCGGUGACGCUAUUCCGAAGUGUCCGUCAGGAAUAAACGAACAGCAAUAUACAGAUCUACUGGUAGGCAAAGGCUGCCAGAGUGCUUCGUGUCGCCGCCAAAACACAAACUCGGCCAACUGGGCCCUCCUUGUUCGCUUGUGCCCCGAUUGCUUGAUGUCCAAAACCACCAGACUACAAGAUCUGCCUGUCUCGAGAGUCCAUCGUGUGUCCGGCAUCCAUAAUCUCUGCGAUGCAUUACCUAUGCUGUCCAUAGCAGCCUCACAUCGAAGUGAGCCGCGUGAAAUUAGAGUGACCGAUGAAGAGGUGUCUUACGCUGAAUCUGGUCGAUCAGCAUCCUUCCGAUUCGUCAGGUCAGACUAUGAUCAGCUCGAAGCCGAAUUCCUGGAUCUUCGCGACGGCGGUGCAACUGAUGAGGCGAUUAAUUCGUGGUGGCAAUCCAAAUAUGAUAUCACGAUGGGCCAAAUGAAGGAGCGGAUCGAGCUGAACCGAUGGAACAACAGCAAUCACUACAGUUCGUCGGCGGCGGAGACUCGUUCCGACCGCGAAACAUUUUUCAUCUCCAAAGCCAGCGAGCUCGAUCCGCCAAUAGAGAAGUCGACCCUUGAGUGCUUUACAGCGUACAAGAAAGCCCUAUCAACCCAGAACCCGCCGACGGAGCGCUCAUGGGAAACGCUCAAGGUCAAGCUAUUACCUCUACGUGAGAAUGCCGAAGAACUCGAACGCGCUAUCAAACGUGUCGAGCGAUCGACUUCUGGAGACGUAUGGGAGACACUCUCUGAUCAUCGCAUUGGUUGCACCAGAUAUCCGCCCGCCUUGAAGCCAGAGCAGGAGUUCGUUGUUCAGCUCGGUCGCAGGGAGUUUGAACGCUGCAAAGAGAAGGGAGUUAGUGACGCCGAUCUGGUCCUUUUGACUUUGAAGAACACGUACGAGCGCUUCUACAGCGCAGAAAAGCGGCCUCAGGGCCUGAACUACAACGGCAGGCGAGGACCAUACCAGCUGAGCUUGGAUGACGCUCGUUUAAUCAUCGACCUUGUUAUCAAGCGCGAAAUCCCAGCUGGGUCCCAGCUCAGCGUGAGAGUAUACAAUCGCUUCAAAUGUCCGGCCUGUGUCAGAGAAAAGGAACGUGGGCGAUUGUUCAGUUUCGCCAGUUGCUUUGAGCACCUCCUCAACCACCAUGGUCGAACGGUUGGUGAGGGUCCCGAAUUUUGGCGUUAUGCACUGGCGGAAAGACCACAGCGGGGUGUGUAUUGGUACAGACAACUGCCAUUUCCCUGGUAUACUGUCCGCUGGCCACGAUGCCUGCCAGUGCUUCCCGAGCAUCAGGAUCCAGCAGCGCUUGAACCGUGGGAUCCUGGUUCGACCCGUCCAUACAUUCAGGAAGUUGUCAACACAACUUCAGCUUUCCAAGGUCGUGAAGUCAAUGCCGAGGUCGAGGCAUCAGGCUUCUUAGAACUCUUCGUACACGCAGCUAAUGCUCUCUCCGGCAUACGGCUUGAAGGACAGGCCCUCACACGAAUUGCGCUCCAGUUUGCGGUCGAUGUCAGUGAGCAGCGCGGUUACGUCAAGCCGGCACUAUCGCAAUUUUUAGACGUGGUUCCAAGCAUCCAAGGCUCCAAUCCAGCCAUGGACUUUCGAUUUCGAUGCGGGACAUGCAUGGCUAAUGGCGACCAGAAGGCUUCAUCGAGGCAUAUCAAGCACAAUAUCCCGAUUGACAACCUGUACCUGCAUUGGAGAAAAUCUCACGAUGACGAAAGCCCGACCUCCAGCCGUCGGCGUGGAAGCGAGGACUCACAAACGGCACCACGGGACUGGACACGCGAUUUCAUGCAUCUGCCCUCUGAUACGGAGUUGCAUGAGCAGAUUGUGGACAGUGAUGCGGUUCUGGCCAAAGAAAAGGAGGAAAUUCACGCGGCGGCCACUGCCAGCAACGCCAGACGAAAACCAAAGGCGAAGGCAACCGUUAUUCUUGCAACACGACCGGCUCUGGCAGCGUUUGAUGAGCUGUUUCCCAUGCGGGUUGGUUGA